This is a messenger RNA of Serinus canaria (Common canary), 1949 nucleotides long. It is a transcript of the gene DHH, whose product is annotated as desert hedgehog signaling molecule. The transcript has 3 exons. The record is from RefSeq and is a predicted model, not a curated record. Lineage: Eukaryota; Metazoa; Chordata; Aves; Passeriformes; Fringillidae. The coding region runs from base 1 to 1242 and encodes 413 amino acids. Gene Ontology annotation, molecular function: patched binding; calcium ion binding. Gene Ontology annotation, biological process: cell fate specification; smoothened signaling pathway; regulation of gene expression.
AUGCCCCGGUGGACGCCGCUCGCCCUCGUCCUGCUCGGGCUCGCCGCCUGCCUGCUGGCCGCGCCGGUGCUGGGCUGCGGCCCGGGUCGGGGCCCGGUGGGGCGGCGGCGGCUGGGGCGGCGGCAGCUUUCGCCUCUGCUCUACAAGCAGUUCGUGCCCAACGUGCCCGAGCAGACGCUGGGGGCGAGCGGGAAGGCGGAGGGCAAAGUGCUGCGGGGCUCGGAGCGCUUCAGGGACCUGGUGCCCAACUACAACCCCGACAUCAUCUUCAAGGACGAGGAGAACACGGGGGCGGACCGGCUCAUGACCGAGCGCUGCAAGGAGCGUGUGAACUCGCUGGCCAUCGCCGUGAUGAACAUGUGGCCGGGGGUGAAGCUGAGGGUGACGGAGGGCUGGGAUGAAGAUGGGCACCACCUCCCCGACUCUCUGCACUACGAGGGCCGGGCGCUGGACAUCACCACGUCUGACCGUGACCGCCACAAGUACGGCAUGCUGGCACGCCUGGCCGUGGAGGCUGGCUUCGACUGGGUCUACUACGAGUCCAAGGCGCACAUCCAUGUCUCUGUCAGAGCAGAUAACUCGCUGGCCGUCCGCACUGGUGGCUGCUUUCCCGGCCACGCCACCGUGAUGCUGCAGAGUGGUGAGCACCGGGGCCUGGCUGAGCUGCGCCAGGGCGACUGGGUGCUGGGCGCCGAGCCAGGCGGGCGCCUGGUGCCCACCGAGGUGCUGCUCUUCCUCCACCGGGACCUGGGCCAGCGUGCCUCCUUCGUGGCCAUCGAGACAGCCAGCCCAGCUCGCCGGCUGCUCCUCACUCCAUCCCACCUGGUGUUCACAGCUCGUGGGGAGGGCAACGGCUCCGCCACCUUCCUGCCCAUCUUCGCCCGCCGCGUGCGCCCGGGUGACGCCGUGCUGGCCCACGGGGCCGGCGGGCAGGGGCUGCGGCCCACGCGGGUGCUGAGGGUCUCUCGGGAGGACGGCGUGGGGGUCUUUGCCCCGCUCACCUCCCACGGCACUUUGCUGGUUAACGGGGUGCUGGCAUCCUGCUACGCGGUCCUGGAGAGUCACCGCUGGGCCCACCGGGCUUUCGCACCCCUCCGCCUCUUCCACGGGCUCCUCUCGCUGCUGCCAGCCCACCCCGAGGUGGGCAACGGGACCGUGCCGGAGGUGGGCAUGCACUGGUACUCCCGCCUGCUCUACCGGCUGGCCGGGGGUGUGCUGGGCCACGAGGCCCUGCAGGUGUAGGGGUGCCUGCCCCCCAUUUCUGGCAGGUGAUGCCACACACCCGAUGCCAAACACGGGGCUCCAGCCCUGGGCACCCCUCGGACCCGGGGAGGAGGGACAGGGGUGCCCUCGGUGUUGUGGGGACCUUGGGGCUCGGCACUGCCCUGGGGCACAGGGUGGCCCCGGGGUCUGGCUCAGCCGUGUCCUCUGUCCUAGAGCCCCCCAUGGCUGGCCCCUAUGCCCAGACCCCCUGGUAUUUAUUGCUUCAUUAACCACUGCACUGGGGCUGGGGUUGGUGCCCAUCAAACCACAGCCAGGCAGCACCAGACCCUGCCCUGGGGCCAAAUCCAGCUGGGGGGAUGCCAAAAACACCCCAAAACUGAGCACUGGGCAGCAGUUCCUGCCUGUUCCCCCUGCUCUGGGUCUGUCCCUGUCACCCACAGGGUGGCUGGAUGGGUGUCUGCAGUGGGCACCGGGUGUCUGCCACGGGCACGGGCACCCCGUGCCAGGUCCAACUCUAACCAUGCUAACUGCUAACCCAUCCUGCUUGAGAGUUUUAUUUUUCUAUUUAUAAAAGGUAAUAUAAAUGUCCCCCAUGCCUGCCUGCCCUGGCAAAGGGGCUCACCCCAUGGGGCAGGGGGCAGCCUGCUUUUAACCACUUCAGUUUUAAAAAAACCCAAAAGAAAUACUACUAUUUAAUUGUUUGGGAAAAUAAAGAAAGUCUAUGG